GAUGUUUGACGCGUACAUGCGACUCCGUCGGCCCUUUUUACCUACUGGCCUAAAUACCGUGCCAGGUGCUCGCGUCUCCAUGCCUCCGCCCUCCCAGUGUACCUGACUUGUGCAGGGAUGCCUAGCAGCAACAUCAGAUAAGAUAAGCCGCGAAGGAAGAUGGACACAGUGGGGCGACGGCCAAUGGCGGUCUAACACCUCGACGUGAACAGCCCUACAGCGACUCCAACACCGCACUUGACCUCCUCAUCAAUGUCCCCGCAAACACCCGCGCGCACGCUAAACGUCCUCGUCGCCCUAACCGACCCCUCUGCCUUCCGCUUUGGCUGCUCCAUCGUCGCGCGCCUGCAUCGCCUCCAGCAUGUCUCGUUGAAGAUCAUCGCAUGCAAGGACUUCCCGUCCACGACCCAUACGACUGUCCCGCCCCAGCUCGAGCCCGUCUGGCACACGUAUGACCCUGAAAAGGACACGACGCCUGAGUGGCAACAUGCCGACUACCAAGAGACCAACGUCGCAGAGUACUGCUCAUGGGCCGACUUGCUGGUGCUGGCACCGCUAGAUGCCGAGAACCUCGCCCGCAUGCUUCACGGUUUCACAACGAACCUGCAUUUGAAGAUUCUACGCAGCUGGAAUGUGUCGAAGAAAAUAAUGCUUAUACCGGGAAUGUCCACGCUGAUGUGGGAGAACCCCAUGUCGAGGAAGCAGAUCAGCAAGAUCCGCCGGAAGUGGAAUUGGAUUCGCGUCCUUCCUCCGUUCCUAUGGUCCUUUGACCAUUCAGGGCGAAAGUACCACCCAUGGGUAGAAGGACACAAGGCGUUCAAUGAAUCUAUACAAACCCAGAUCGAUUUGAUGGCAGUCGGUGAUCGCACCAUCGCACUGCCUACUGCCCACCUCCCCACACUGACACCUACGAGAAGCAAGGGACCCCGUCUCCCACCAGAGCUCUGGUCUAUUAUCCUGGAAUUCACCAAGGACUGGGAACUAGCGACUACCUUGAAUGUCCAUACAAACCUGCCCGUGCCGAAAGAGUGGCGACAGGCUACAAGUGAAGAAGGGCCCAAGACACAAAUGCAGAAGAUAGAAUGGGCGCUUCUCACAUAUCCGUAUUCUGAAAUUAAGGCUCUGUUCGACUCUGAGCGUCCCACGCGCAUCUCCCGCAUGUGCAUCGAACUUAUUAUGCGCUUUGCCAUGGUACCCGUUCUCAUACAUCUAGAGAAAUUCCACAAGGAUCUCUUCUGGAGUACGUUUGGACACACAUUCCUUCCUCAUAAAGCCUCAGUGUUUGGAAAGACGGAGAUCCUUGAAUAUUGGAGAACAUCCCCUACCUUCCUCACUAAAGAGUAUUCUGCGGAAGCCAUUGACAAUGCAAGUCGCGCCAACUCUGUCCAAGCUCUCGACUGGUGGUAUAAUUCUGGCCUAUCACUCAAAUACACGGAAGCUGCACUUGAACAAGCUAGCUCUCAGGGUCACAUUCACGUUCUCAAAUGGUGGAAGGAGCACAGCCGUCAUAGGACUGCCCCUUCAGUCCCUUCCUCGCCAGUCGAUGAACAGGCUCCUAAUAAACCUCAUCGAGACGACCUGCCUCUCAAGGUUGGCAAGUCGAUAACUUACGCAACACAAUCAGGAUGCCUGCCCGCAAUCCACUUCUGGGUAGAAUCUGGCAUUCCCUUCUCGCACGAAGACACGAUAGCCAAGGUUGCUUCAACUCAUGGUCACACACAUAUUCUAGAUUACUGGCGCAAACUCCGCGGCGAAAAGAUUCUCUUCGACAACCAAGUUCUCGUCGGACCAACCAAGAUGGGCCAUGCCGAUGUACUUGAGUGGUGGAAGCGCAGCGGUUUGAAAGUGGAAUACAAAACAUGCGACAUUGAAGAGGCAUUAGAGGACGGUGUAGAAGGGGCACGGGGAGAUGCUGUUAGGAGGUGGUGGGCAUUGAACGGGUUAAAUCUUGGGGUUGGUACGAGCGAGUGGAUGAGGGUGAAGGUCCUGGGUUCGUGAUGGCAGUUUACCAUGGUGAGAUCAGGUGCAAACGGUCAUGAGCAUCUUAUCAUUUUAGCAUAGCAAGCGAUUUCAAUGACAUGAUUUGACUACUUUGACUAGCAGCGGA
Alternaria alternata is the source of this 2107-nucleotide messenger RNA. Its product is annotated as flavo protein. Gene Ontology annotation, biological process: coenzyme A biosynthetic process. The record is from RefSeq and is a predicted model, not a curated record. Gene Ontology annotation, molecular function: FMN binding; phosphopantothenoylcysteine decarboxylase activity. NCBI's taxonomy places the organism in Eukaryota, Fungi, Ascomycota, Dothideomycetes, Pleosporales, Pleosporaceae. Gene Ontology annotation, cellular component: phosphopantothenoylcysteine decarboxylase complex. The transcript has a single exon. The coding region runs from base 253 to 1998 and encodes 581 amino acids.